AUGGCAGCUGCUUUAUCUUGUUCUAGCAUCGCCUCAUCAGGCUUGUUCUCGGCGGCAACAAAGGCAGAGACUUUACGACUUGCCGGCGCUAAGUGUUGGGCUUGUUCGACGGCAGCCCCCGAAAUCUGCCAUGUCGUCCCCCACCCUGACCCCCAGAUUCCGGUACCAACCAAUACCGACUACAAGCAACACGAAAUCGACAGAAACAUGAUUUUGCCCACCGCGGUUGGUGGCAGAUACAGCCGGGUGUUCCUAAAACAAUUCCUGCACAGCGGCGAAGUCCCGGGCUUGGAAAAAUUAUACUCCAGCCCGAAAGAGUGGCACGGUGCUCCCCUUGCGUCCAUUCGUCGUGCGUUUGCCGCUCUUGCAAGCCCCCGUUUCUUCAUCAUUAUCGAUCCUAACAUUCGACAUAUACUUGAAGAGCUACGACAACUAUAUUUCAGUGACGACCGCCUUUCCCCUGAGCAAGUUUCUCUGCGCGCCGUGUACCGACCGCAUGCCCAGACAAGCCGAAAGCAUCAGCUAGAAGACCCGAGCCAUGAUGAGUUGGGGCGAUUUGAUAAGAAGGCUAAGGGUCAGACUACGGGUUCUACUGAAGCGCCUGCAUCGACAAAUCAGUGCCGCGCAUAUACCGAGUGGGUGUUGGGCCCCGAAUCAACUACGAAUGAUGUUGUCAAGCUAUAUGCGCCCGUUUUUUCCUCCACCUGA
This is a messenger RNA of Penicillium egyptiacum, 708 nucleotides long. NCBI's taxonomy places the organism in Eukaryota, Fungi, Ascomycota, Eurotiomycetes, Eurotiales, Aspergillaceae. The record is from the annotation of a GenBank genome assembly.